AUGAUAAGCCAGACGAUCCGGCGGAGCCGCAUUGUGGAAGUGCCGGAAGUGCACAUUGUGGAGAAGUUCAUUCCGAAAGUUUCUGUCCAAAACCGCCUCCGCAAAGUCCCCAAACUCGAAGUCCACUGGGUCGAGAAAGUCGUCGAAGUGCCCCACGUGAAGGUGGUGGACAAAAUAGUGGAAGUGCCUCAAGUGCGGGAAGUGCAGCGUUUUGUUCCUCGCGUCGAAAUUCAAGAAGUUGUAAAACAUGUUCCGAAAUACCACAUUCAAAAAAUCGAAAAAUUCGUUGAAGUCCCGCAAAUCCAAGUUGUCGAAAAGUUCGUCGAAGUCCCGCAAAUCCACGAAGUCGUCAAGUACCAGGAAAAGCUGGAGGUGGUGGACGUGCCGGUGCAGCGGCUGCGCUACGUCCCCAAGCCGCAGCUGCAGCUCGUGGAGAAGCUGCGGGCCGUCCCGGGCCCUUUGGAGGUUUUGGAGCUGCAGCAGCAAAUCCCAAAACCCGAAAACAAACUCCAAGUCCUCGAGAGAAUAGUUCCCGAGCCCCAGGUCCAGGAGUACGUGGUGGAGACUCCCGUGGCAGUGCCUUCGCCGCCGGUGGAAGUGCCCGUGGAAGUUCCUGUCUUCGUCGACAUUCCACUUUUGUAUCCCGUCGAGGGAAAAACAAUUCCUCUUCCGAAGCAAAAGGUCUACGAACAAGUCGUCGAAGUCCCCGUGUAA
Eimeria tenella is the source of this 714-nucleotide messenger RNA. RefSeq names its product ALVEOLIN2, related. The record is from RefSeq and is a predicted model, not a curated record. The transcript has 4 exons. The coding region runs from base 1 to 714 and encodes 237 amino acids. NCBI's taxonomy places the organism in Eukaryota, Apicomplexa, Conoidasida, Eucoccidiorida, Eimeriidae.